Messenger RNA from Brachypodium distachyon (stiff brome), 3275 nucleotides. RefSeq names its product disease resistance protein RPM1. Gene Ontology annotation, biological process: defense response to other organism. The coding region runs from base 448 to 3075 and encodes 875 amino acids. Gene Ontology annotation, molecular function: ADP binding. The record is from RefSeq and is a predicted model, not a curated record. The transcript has a single exon. Lineage: Eukaryota; Viridiplantae; Streptophyta; Magnoliopsida; Poales; Poaceae.
UUUUGCGAGAAAAACUUAAUAAUUUGCUCUUGUGUAGACUUGCAGUAAUCGUUUACGUACACAAUUUACGGUUCAGUCCAAAGUGUCCUGUAGCCUAGCUUGCUAAAGUGAGGUACCGGAGGACAUGGCUGCCAGCCACGGAGUAGUUUACUUUCUGAAAGAUGACCCAUACUCUGUCUGCCUUGGAUUGGCUCUCGUUUCAUAACAAUUAACCUGUUUUUGCUCUUUAUUUACUUUAGAAAAGAAAGCACGUGGAUCCUAUAGAGCUCCAGGUCGAGGCUGCUCAUUUGUCGUUUGGCAUAAGCGAUUGAAAAUGUCUUCUAAUCAGCAAUCAGUAGUACAGCACUGCCAACUUUUCCUAUAUUGACUUUUCAAUCAGCAAUAGUAGUAAACAGAGCUUCCUCCUCCUUUCCUCAACAACAGAAAGCAAGCCCACCUACCAUUUCCAUGGCCGAACCUGUGCUUGCUUCCUUGAUCCAUGGCAUAGGCUCCCUGCUUAGCAGCAGAGUGACCGCCCAUGGCCGGAGCCUCUGGGCCGUCGGCCGCGACGUUGGCUGGCUCCGUGAUGAGCUCCACAGCAUGCAGCUCUUCCUCCACGAGAUGGAGGUCUGCAGCACUGAUGGCAGCAGCGUGGCCACGGAAGCAUGGAUCGACCAGAUGAGGGACAUCAUGCUCGACUCGGAGGACGCCGUCGACAUCUUCGACGCUGGCCAGGUACGAGGUGUUCUUGAUAAGCUGAGAUCACGGCACGACGUCGGGGCUCGGAUCAGGCGUAUCCGUGCUCAGCUGAGCGACAUCUCCCGUCGCCGGUUGGAGUAUGCAGUUGAAAGGCCUAGAGAGUCAACCGAUAAAUGGAUUCAUGGCCUUUUAGCCUCAAGUCCUCUGGUUCAUGACAGAGAUAUUGUUGGUCUGGAUAGAGAUCUGGAUGUGUUGCUUCAACAUAUCUUGGAUGGGGGCUUGGAGCUAACUGUUGAAUCCUUGGUGGGCAUGGGAGGUGUUGGGAAGACCACACUGGCCAAGAGAAUGUACAACAACCCAGAUGUGAAGAAGCAUUUUAACUGCUGCUCAUGGAUCUACGUGUCGAAAACGAUGGAGCUACGCGGUGUCCUCUGUGAGAUGGUCAAGGGGCUGACGGGGAUCCCCUCUGCGGAGGCGAGCUCUCUCGGCGAGAGGCAGCUCCAAGAAUUGCUCUUGAGCGGCCUUGACGGUAAGAGCUUCCUGCUGGUGUUUGAUGAUGUCUGGGACAGAGGGCUCUGGGACAUCAUCAAGCUGGUUCUGCCCAGAAACUGUAGCGGGAGCCGCGUGCUUCUGACGACCCGUAAUGCCGUUGUGGCUGGCUCUGUCGUAGGCGCAAAGAGCAAUGUCCAUCGGCUUCAGCCAUUGUCAUUUGAAGAUUCAUGGAAACUGUUCUGUAAGAAGGCAUUCUUGCAAGAUGGGAUAUGUCCGGAUGGUCUAAAGGAAACCGCCAAGGACAUUGUGAAGAAGUGCGUUGGUUUACCCCUUGCUAUUGUUGCUGCAGGGAGUAUGAUGUCCGGGAAAGAACAAACAGAUACCGAGUGGAAAAGUGUCCUGGCAAGCAUUCAGAAGGACCUAAGCAACGGUCAAAUGGGAAUUCAGCAAACUCUCCUCUUAAGUUAUAGGGACCUCCCAGACCCUUUGAAGCCAUGUUUUAUGCUACUCUCUGUCAUCCCAUAUGACUCACAGAUCUCCCGAAAGAAACUAGUUCGAUUAUGGAUUGCCGAAGGGUUUGUGAAGGAAAAAUAUGAUGAGACUCUUGAAAUGACUGCAGAGAAGUACCUCAUGGAGCUCAUCAACAGAAGCAUGAUAGAAGUGGCAACAGCAAGCAGCAGCGGGAGAGUAAAAGCUUGCAGAGUCCAUGAUCUUCUUCACGAUCUUGCCAUCUCAAUGUCUGAAAAUGAGAGAUAUUCCAUCAUCUGCACUGAUAAAGUUCCAAGCGUUAGUGCUCGGCGCAUAUCAUUGCAAACAUCUAAUGUAUCAUUCAGUAAUGAACACAAGAAAAGGUUGCGGUCUGUUUUCAUGUUCAGCAACAGUGCACCAACUGCAAUUAAAGGCAAAGUUAUAGCAAGGAACUUUGGGCUGGUAAGAAUUUUGGAUCUUGAAGAUGGUAAUGUGCUAAAACUUCCGAAAGAGAUAGGAGGCCUACUUCAUUUGAGAUACCUUGGAUUAAGGGGAACGAAGUUGAAGAAGCUCCCAAAAACAUUGCACAAGCUCUAUCAUUUGCAAACUCUUGAUAUCAGGAGGACUCGGAUAAAGAAAAUCACGUUUCAAAUCAAAUAUUUGGAAAAUCUACGACAUCUAGAGAUGAAACAAAAUGACCAAAGCAUCCAUGUCCCUAUUGGACUUGCCCAGCUUGACAAACUCCAGAUGUUGACUGGUUUGCAGGCAAGCACAGCUGUGGUCUGUGAGAUUGCAAGCCUUACCCAGCUUAAGAAGCUUUCUAUAAAGGAUUUAAACAGUGAAGAUGCCAAAGAGCUAUGCUCUUCUGUCAACAAUAUGAAGGAACUAUCAUACCUAUCCAUCUUCCCUAGCGAUGGCACCAGGCCACUUGACCUUGCAAUGUUGAAACCUUCUUCAUGUCUACAGAAGUUGCACCUAGCUGGAUCUUUGCAGGCAUUGCCGGAUUGGUUCCCUCAACUAAUCAACCUUACAAAGCUGCGUUUGAGUUUCUCACAGCUGCAAGAUGACCCUCUUUCAGUUCUUGUUCGAUUGCCUAAUCUUCUGUUCCUCCAGCUGAACAAUGCAUACAAGGGGAAAGUAAUGAGAUGCUGCUGUUCAGGUUUUUUAAAGCUGAGAAUCUUUAUCAUAACUGAACUUGAGGAACUGGAGGAGUGGGCUGUUGACGAAGGAGCCAUGCCAUGUGUCCAAGAAGUGUGGAUCAUGUCAUGUGCAAAGCUCACAGCAAUUCCUGUUGGGUUCCAGUCACUUGCUACAUUGCAGAGGUUGAGAUUGGUGGGCAUGCCAAGCUCUUUUCUUGGUAGAUUGGGGGAUCGUGGUGAUGAUUUUUUUAGGGUCAAACACAUUCCAUCUAUCCAGAUCAUUCAACAGUUUGGGUAGCACCUAAGAGUUUCUUUUCUUUUCUCCUCCCACUAUCUUCCCCACUCUGGUGCUUUUCCCACGUGCAAUGCUUUCCCUUUGUGGUCAGCAGCAACUCAGAUUCCUUGCUGAUCCAUCUGCUGUUCCCCUCAAACUAAGUGAUUUAAAUUUUUGGCACGCUUAUAUGUAAACUAUUAACUGCGCAAACGUAUUGCAGAGAA